Pararge aegeria (speckled wood butterfly) is the source of this 16323-nucleotide messenger RNA. It is a transcript of the gene rhea, whose product is annotated as talin-1. The record is from RefSeq and is a predicted model, not a curated record. Bases 157 to 12237 code for a protein of 4026 amino acids. Gene Ontology annotation, molecular function: integrin binding; actin filament binding; structural constituent of cytoskeleton. Gene Ontology annotation, biological process: cell-cell adhesion. The transcript is spliced from 60 exons. Gene Ontology annotation, cellular component: plasma membrane; ruffle; focal adhesion. NCBI's taxonomy places the organism in Eukaryota, Metazoa, Arthropoda, Insecta, Lepidoptera, Nymphalidae.
UUUCAAAGCCGGCCGAGACACCGCUCCUUUAGUCACGAAAGGAGGCCGAAACCUAGAGAGGAACGGAGAAGCAGCUCACACUCAUUAGACCUAGAACCCUCGAGCCCACAACGCGUGCAAACUGCUACUAUCCAUAAGACACAAUCCCUCACCAAAAUGGCAACGCUAUCGCUCAAGAUAUCCCUAGAGGGGGGCAAAGUGGUGAAGACCAUUCAGUUCGACCCCUCCACAACUGUUUACGACGCCUGCCGCAUUAUUCGCGAGAAGAUCCUGGAGGCGAAUGCUAAUGACCCGAAAGAAUACGGCCUCUUCCUCGCCUCAGAAGAAGACAACAAGAAGGGUAUCUGGCUAGAGGCUUCCAGAAGCUUGGACUACUAUAUGCUCAGGAACGGAGAUCUGCUGGAGUACAAUAAGAAGACCAGGAAUUUGAGGGUCCGGAUGUUGGAUGGCACAGUGAAAACCUUGCUCGUAGACGACAGUCAAAUUGUAGCUAACCUGAUGGUGGUGAUCUGCACCAAGAUCGGCAUCACCAACUAUGACGAGUACGGGCUGGUCCGUGAGGAACAGAAAGAAGAAGCGGACCCCUGUGAGAAGCCGAACUAUGGCACCCUCACCCUUAAACGAAGACACCAGGAGAAAGAACGCGAUGCUAAAAUGGAGCAGCUGAGGAAGAAGUUGAGAACUGAUGAUGAGGUGAACUGGGUGGAGCCGGGCGCCACGCUGCGCGAGCAGGGCGUGGAGGCGGCGGAGACGCUGCUGCUGCGGCGGCGGCUGUUCUUCUCGGACCGCAACGUGGACUCGCGCGACCCCGUGCAGCUCACGCUGCUGUACGUGCAGGCGCGCGACGCCAUCCUGGCCGGCACGCACCCCAUCACGCAGGACAAGGCGUGCGAGUUCGCCGGCAUCCAGUGUCAGAUUCAGUUCGGAGACCACAAGGAGGACAAACAUACCAUGGGAUUUCUGGACUUGAAGGAAUUCCUGCCGGCUUCGUACAUGAAGGUGAAGGGCAUCGAGAAGAAGGUGUUCAAGGAGCAUCGCCGGCACGCGGGGCUCAGCGAGCUCGACGCCAAGGUGCUCUACACCAAGAGCGCGCGCGACCUCAAGACCUACGGCGUCGCCUUCUUCCUCGUCAAGGAAAAAAUGAAAGGCAAGAAUAAACUAGUGCCGCGACUGCUCGGAGUCACCAAAGACUCCGUGCUGCGUCUGGAUGAGAAGACCAAGGAAAUCCUGCAGACCUGGCCCCUCACCACGGUGCGACGCUGGUGCGCCAGUCCCAACACCUUCACCCUGGACUUUGGGGACUACAGCGACCAGUACUACUCGGUGCAGACGACGGAGGCCGAGCAGAUCCUGCAAGUGAUCGCGGGCUACAUCGACAUCAUCGUGCGCAAGCGCCGCGCGCGCGACCACCUCGGCAUCGAGGGCGACGAGGGCUCCGCCAUGCUGGAGGACUCCGUGUCGCCAUCCAAAGCUAACAUAAUCCAACACGACACCCUGAAAGCCUCUGGUAAAGUCAACACCUCUUCGGUCGCUAAGCCGGCCGUUUUGAGGCCUGGAGCUGAAGGUGCGAAGCCGUUUGCGGUGGGUCACGUGACGGGCGCGCAACAGACCACCGUGUCUGGACAAGUGCUCACCGGACACGCGCCGCCCGCUGCGACGCAGGUGCAGCAAACCAAAGUCACUUCCGUAAUGACGGAGCCCCAGCGCGCGCUGCUCUCCACCAUAACCAGUGGCAAGGAGAUCAUCAAGCAGACUGAGCAGAGCCUGACCAGGACCGCCCUGCCGGCGCUGGGCCAGGACGCGGGCUCGGUCAAGUGGAUGCGCGCCACCAUGGACAGCAGCAAGCAGGUGGUGACGUCGCACAUCGCCGCCAUGAACGCCGCCACGGCGCAAGUGGUCACUCUCACUGCUGGUCCUACAGAAGAAGUGGAUCACACCGCGGUCGGAGCAGCCAUCACUACCAUCACCACCAACCUGCCUGAGAUGACCAAGGGUGUUCAAAUGAUCGCGGCACUAAUGGACGACACUCAAAAUGGUGAUCGAUUACUCGAUGCCACCCGCAAGCUGUGUUCCGCGUUUUCUGAUCUGCUGAAGGCGACCGAACCAGAUACCAAGGAGCCACGCCCGAAUCUUCUUAACGCAGCCUCAAGAGUUGGAGAAGCUUCCACCAGUAUCCUUUACACCAUUGGCGAAGAAACUGAAGAAGACAAGGAAACGCAGGUUUUCUUCGGGAAAGACACUAAGGAAUACGGUGCAGAUUUCUUACCAGAAGAAAAGGACAAAAAGUAUGAGGACGACGGCAUAUAUGAAGACAUAGAUACUAGUAAUUAUUUUGGUAAAAUGCUAGAUAUAAUCCAUGAAGAAACAGAUAGUGAAUACUAUAGAAGUCUAGAAUAUUGUAAUACCAUUUUUAAACGUCAAUUAGGUAGACCAACAGUAGAUGAUUUUAGGAAUAACGUUAGUACUGAUUAUGUUACGGACGAUGUCAGACGCGGUCGAUUAAGUUCAAAUGGGGAGUCGGGAGACGGCGAUUAUGAAGCGAUAUUGUUUAAUUGCGAAGGUUAUUUAGAAAAAGAUAAAAGUGUUCCUAACAAUUUGGCAGUCGAUAAGAGUGGCUUAGAAAUCGAUGGGACUUUAGAUAAAGAUUAUGAAACAGGUGAUCAGAAUCCAAAAUUAUACCCAAAAACUAUUUCAGACAAAAUUUUUGAUUUUAAAAAAGACUUCUCUAAUCAUAAUUAUCUUAACGUAAACUUUGAUAAUUCCAAAACUAAAAAUGAAAAUGACAAUAACAUUAAUCUAGACAGACGUACUAAGAACGAGAUAUUAAGACAGCAGUUCUUCCUAUCGAGCACCAAUAAAAAUGACGUGAACGACAAAUUCAAUCGAUUUACUGACAAAAACGACCUAAAUGAUAAAUUGAAUCGAUUAAACGACAAGAAAAUCGAAUGCCACAGCAUAAGAAAUGACAUUACCAAAACCGGUCCAGACGUAAAAGUAGCCGGUGCCCUUAAUAUGAAAUUAUUUAAUCUUGACAAAUACAAUCGCGUUUUGACAACUACGGAAACUUUUAUGGAGAAAGCUGAAGCUAGUUUUACUAAGAACGAGCUUAAUUUGAAAAGAGACGAUUUCGAAAGCUUCAUUAAACGUAGCGAGAAAUAUUUCACCACGGAACAUAGAGAUAGGGAAACGACAGUUCAUUUGAACAAUGCUUCUUGUACACCGCCACCGAAAGGCAAAACUGAAGUACGAAUAGUUUACAAUCCAACAUUUUUAGCUACUCAAGAGAACAUUAAAGGUUUCUGCCAAUUUUGUAACAAAAGAUGCCCUCGUACGGAUCUGAAAUGCUGCCCAAAAUGUGAUAUCCUCUUAUCGCUGGCCAAAGCAGUGGCCAACACUACAGCAGCUUUGGUCCUCAAGGCCAAGAAUGUCGCCUCCCAAUGCCGGGACGAACAACCUCUGCAGAACAACAUCAUCGCUGCUGCUACGCACUGUGCCCUCGCUACUAGCCAGCUUGUGGCUUGCGCUAAGGUGGUAGCCCCAACCCUCCACAACCCAGCUUGUCGAGAGCAACUAACCAGCGCGGCGCGUCAAGUGGCCCAAGCUGUGGAGAAACUGGUAGCAGCUUGUCACCAGGCCCCAGAAUCUGCUGGUCCAGGCGUCGAACAGCUGACGAUAGCUGCACAGAGGGUUUCUGAAGAGCUAGAACGACUACUGGCUCAUUGUGACCUUGAUCGUCGCGUGCAGCCAACAGUAAUGGAGCAGUCGGUGGAGAGUGUGAUGUGCGCGUCGGAGCGCGUAACUGACGCCGCCGACGCGCCGGAGAUGGUGCGCCGCGCCCGGCUGCUGGGGCAGGCCACGGCGCGACUCAUAGCUGAUAUUAAGACGGAAGCAGAAAAGCAACCAUCUGAAUCUCAACGCAAACUUUUGGCUGCAGCCAAGCUAUUGGCAGAUGCAACCGCAAGAAUGGUGGAAGCGGCCAGACUGUGCGCAUCGCAGCCGCAGGACCGUGAUAAGCAAGAAGCAUUACGUCGCGCGGCCGAAGAGCUGCGUUUCAUCACGGUAGACUAUGCGCAAGGACAGGACAUUGUGGGCACACAACUGGCCAGAUUAUCCGAAAGUGCGCGCCAAGCUGCUUCCAGCGCCACCCAACUGAUCACAUCUGCGCAGAACGCGACCCAGUACAACACGAAUAAGUAUUCACAGGAAACUCUUUUAUCGGAAUGCGAAGUGCUAAAUGAGCAAAUACCGCGCAUGGCACAAGCGGCCAGGACUGCGCAGGCCAGGCCCGCCGAUCCGGCAGCUAACUUAGACCUCAUCACCGCGUCCGAAACCUUCCUACAGCCGAGCGGGCACGUGGUGCAGGCGGCCCGCGGCGUGCUCCCCACCGUCAAUGACGUCACAGCGGCCAAGCAGCUGGCGGACACCACGCACCAGUUCACCACCAGCUGCGCGGAUUUGAGGUCUGCUGUGAGUCGCGCAAGAGUAUCAUGCAAGGGUGUGGAGUUAGAUGCAGCAGCAGAAAUCAUCAAGAGCCUUCAAGCUGAGUUGGAUGAAGUGGAACAGGCUGCCAGAGACCUGGAGUUGCGCCCACUGCCGGGACAGACGGCGGAGUGGGCAUCAGCGCGCCUCCAGAGCGCCUGCCGCAGUGCGGCGUCGGCGACGGCCCAGCUGGUCAGCAGCGCGCGGCGCCGCGAGAGCCCCGGCUGCUCCCGCGCCGCCGCCGACCUGGCGUCCGCGCUGAGGGACUUCGCCCCGCCACUGCGAGCCACAGUGGCGACUGCGCCACAGCAGUACCAGCGGAGGGUGAUCAAGUCGGGUCGUCAAGUGUUAUACUCAUCGUUGACCCUGGUGGAGACUGUUAAGCAUCAGCUGGCAAGCUCGGAAGAACCCGAUACAUCCAGAAUCAUGAGCCUAGCCAAGAAUAUCAGCGAGGGCAUGGAAGAAGCGAUAGGAGCUGUUCCAUCUUACGCAGAAUUGGACACUGCCAUCGAAAACAUUGGCCAAACUCUAGAUAUAUUGGACAUGGGUGAAUUCCCACACACUGACAAGAGCUAUGGUGAGCUGCAAACGGAGUUAAACUCGGCGGCAGUGGUGCUCAGCAACGCGUCGUCGCACGUGGUGAACAGCGUGGAUACGGAAAAGCUGCCCGCGUCCGCCGCAGACUUCCAGGCCUCGUUUGAGCGGCUGGUCACCGUUUGUCUAGAGAUGGCCGGACAUGCUGAGGAAACCGAAAGUCGCACACAAAUGGUCAGCUCCCUGAAGACCGUCACAGUUAACUCGUCCAAAUUGUUGAGCACCGCCAAAUCUGUCAGUCAGGACCUGACUCGUCCGAACGCUAAGAACCAACUCGCAGCUGCGGCCCGCGCGGUCACCGAGAGUAUCAACCACUUGGUGGACGUGUGCACGGAGGCGGCGCCGGGCCAGAAGGAAUGCGCCGCUGCCAUCCGCAACAUGGAGAGCAGCCGGCCGCUGCUGUCGGCGCCCACGCAGCCGAUCAGCGAGCUGGGCUACUUCGCCUGCCUCGACGCCGUGGUGGACCAGAGCAAACUGUUGAGCGAGGGAAUGUCGGGCAUGGCGAGUGCUGUGAAAAAGUCUGAAACAGAUAAGUUUUCACGCAGCGUUGCCACGGUCGCCACCGCCGUGCAGGGGUUGGUGGAAUGCACUGCCCAGGCCGCUUACUUGGUGGCGGUGUCGGACGAGACCAGCGUGGCGGGGCGGGCGGGCUUGGUGGACCAGGCGCAGUUCGCGCGCGCCGCCGCCGCCAUCGAGCACGCGUGCCGCACGCUGUGCGACCCCAACACCGACCAGCACCAGGUGCUGUCGGCGGCCACGGUGGUGGCCAAGCACACGAGCGCGCUGUGCAACGCGUGCCGCGGCGCGUCGGGGCGCUGCGCCGAGCCGCAGAGCAAGCGCCACUUCGUGCAGGCCGCCAAGGACGUGGCCAACUGCACCGCCGCGCUCGUCAAGGAGAUCAAGGCGCUCGACGCCGACUACUGCGACGCGAACCGUGCCCGCUGCGCCGCAGCCACCGGCCCUCUUCAGGAAGCGGUCAGAAGUUUGCGACAGUUUGCCGACAGCCCAGAGUUCGCGGCCGUGCCUGCCAAAAUAUCCCCACAGGCUAGAGAUAACCAGGAGGCGAUCCUACAUUGCGGCAGGAACAUAAUCACGGAAUCGUGCGCGAUGGUGGAGGCCGCGCGCGCGCUGGCCCUGAGCGGCACCGAGCGCGCGCACUGGCACGCGCUGGCGCACCACAGCAAGGCCGUCUCGGACACCAUCAAGUCACUGGUCGCCAACAUACGGGAGAAGGCGCCAGGCCAGCGCGAGUGCGGCGCGGCGCUGGAAGCCCUAAACAAACAGCUUCGGGAACUGGACCAAGUGGCCUUGCAGGCGGUCGGACAGGAGCUCCCGCCCCGGCAGGCCAACACGCUGCAAGGUUACUCGGAGCAAAUGGAAAACAGCGCCGCGGAAAUGGUGGAGAGACUGGAACCAUUGCGCGUGGCCGCUCGCAGCGAGGCGGAGAACCUGGGCCACGCCGUGGUGAACCUGAUAUCAUACGCCGAGCCGCUCGUGCACGGCGCGGCGGGCGCGGCGUCCAACAUGACGGACUCGCAGGCGCAGGCCGCGCUGCUGCAGCACAGCAGGACUGUGCUGGAGACGCUCAGCCUGCUGCUGCACGCCGCCAAGCAGGCCGCGGGGAACCCCCGCGCCACUACGGCCCACGCCGAGGUGGACGCUCAGGCGACGCUCGCCCGCUCCGCGCUCAGCGAACUGAGCGCACACACCCGCGAGCUCAGCACUCAGCGCGGAGCCGUCGGGCCUCUGCUGGACAGCGUCGCUAGAGCCGUGGCCCGUCUGACUGAGCAUAGAAUGUCGCUGAUCGGCGCCUACGAUGAGACGGACUCGUUCGUGGAUUACCAGACCAGAAUGGUGGGUGCUGCGAAGGAGAUCGCGAGACUUGCUACUGAUAUGACGGCCAAAGCGGCCACCGAGCCGGCGCGCCUGGUGGAGGUGGGCAGCGACAUGUGCGGCAAGUACGAGCGCCUGGCCGCCGACAGCGUGGGCGCCUCCGCCACCACGCCCAACGCCGACAUCGCCAACAGAAUCCGCCUGGCCGCGGUGGAGCUGGGCGAGGCGGUGUCGGAGCUGGUGCGCGCGGGCGGCCACUGCCGCCUGUCCGCCAUCGCGCAGAACCAGAAGGCCGUGGCCGACUCGGCGAGGAGAGUCAAUGAAAAGGUGGUGAGCGUGCUGAGCGCGCUGCAGGCGGGGUCGCGCGGCACGCAGGCGUGCAUCGACGCGGCCGCCACCAUCGCCACCAUCCUUGGCGACCUGGACACCACCAUCCUGUUCGCCAGCGCCGGUACCCUUCAAUCUGACAAGGAAGGCGAUACGUUCUCCAACCAUCGCGAGAACAUCCUCAAGACGGCCAAAACUCUGGUCGAAGACACCAAGACCCUCGUGGGAGGAGCUGCGGGCAGCCAGGAACAGCUGGCGGCUGCUGCUCAAAGUGCUGUAUCAACAAUCGUGCAACUAUGCGAAGUAGUCAAAAAUGGUGCAACCUCACUGAGCGGUGCAGAACCGCAAGUAUUAGUCCUGCAUGCGGCCAGAGACGCGGCCGCGGCCUUGAGAGACCUGGCCGCUGCCACUGCCGCGGCGAGUGGCAAAAGCGUUGCACAUCCGGAUAUGCACGCGCUCAAACACGCUGCCAAGCGACUGUCAGACCCGAAGCGAUGGAGCCUCCCCAUCAAAACUAACACAGUACCGCGGAGCAAGAGACGGUCUAUAACCAUAAGAGAUUACAACUCGUGUGAUUCCGAGACAGAUAUGUUUCAAUCCGAUCAGGAAGACGAACUUAUCAAGCUCUUAGACUAUUCCAGUCAUGACGAUGACGUUUCUCCAACAAUAUUCCACGACAGUUGCGAAGAAUUAAUCGCUUAUAUUGAAACCCAAUUGAUCAAACCUCCACCUAGAUUUACUAAUGAUGAUGUAAAUACUAGAUACAAUAUGGCAGCACGAAACAGCUUAUUUGAUAUGGAUUGGCGUGUAGUUAAAUAUGGAGAAAAUAUAUUUUUAUCAGAACUUAAGAAACUUGUUGACUUAUUUAUAAGCUGUGUCGAUAAAGAUGAAAAUAGGAAAAGGAGACACGCCCGAGAGAAAGAUAGAGCUAGCUCAGAUCUAGAUAGUGAAAUGAAAAGAUUAUCUCAAGUCAUGGAUGAUCUAGAUUGGCAAGAUGUGCUCAAUGAAAACUUUAAAACUACUAUAGUGACUACUAGAAGAAUUGAAACAGUUCCUAAAAAAGCUAAAAUUGAGAAGCCUAAGUUAAAAAGCCCCGAAUUCAAAGUAAAAAAGGUCAAACCAAUAAAUUUGGAAGUUAAAUUAGACUUAAAAACCCCAGUGCCGAAAGAAACUCUAAAAUCUCCACCAAAAGAAGUAACAGCACCAAAAAAAGACGAUAUAAUCGCAACAAAUGUAGAAAUAAGUAAAACUGAAUUUUGGAAUUUGUUUAAAGACGAUACAGUGUGGUGGAAAGCGUUGGCUAAAAGAAAUUUAGAAAAAAUGGAAGAAGCAAGACUUGAAUUGGAACGUUUUAGUGGCCACGAGCUUGUUUUAGGAGAAAUAAGAUCAGAAAUAGAUAAAUAUGAAAGAGAAAAGAAGACUCUACAAAGCUUCAUUGAAGAAGUAGAUAAGUCCAAAGCUAUUAACAAAGACUUGGAAUACGACAAGAAAUAUGAAGAUAUGGUUCUAAAACUUAUUGAAUUUGCGAAAAAAGAUUUUAUUUAUAAAGGUUUCGAUCCCUUGAUCGAACAGUUGAAACUCCUUUCUAAUAUUCAAAUAGAAGGUAGAAAGAAACGCGUAGUCAACAUUGAAGAUAUUCUGAACGUUUACACUCAAAUAGAUAUCUCGAGAUAUACAUAUGAAGAACUGUGUUUAUUGGAGAAAUAUUAUAAAGAAAUCAUAAGAAAAUAUAAAAGUAACACGUGCGAAAAAGAAAACGUAAUACCUGUGGAGUAUGUGGAUAGAGAAAAGAAAAAUAGAUCAGCACCACCAUCGUACCAUAGAAAUGUUAUUUUAAAUGUCAAUUCACAACACAAUAUAAAUAAGAAUAUCAACCAUUACAGCACAACAAACAUUAGUAAUAGCCAUAGUCUAAAAAGAUCUAAACACCAAAGACAAAUAUCAGAGAAUAAUUUAGAAAUUUUCGAUUUAACACGCACAUAUCCUUCAGAAUACUACGCCAAUAACUGGUGGUCCAUUUACGAAGACGUUCUUAAAAAUAGGGAACAUCAAUUCGGCACUAUAGAUAAUUGGUGGAAUUUCUACGAAGCAAUAUUGAAUAGAAAAGAUAUUAGCAAUGAAGAAUUAAAAAGGAUCAGAACCGUCGUGGAACACAGAAUGAGGAAAUCGAGACCCAAUAGUAGAAUGGAGGAACAACUGAAAAUGUUAGAUGAAGUGAAGAACGCAAGGUUUCAGGAAUCGGAGGACGUUGCGACCAGCGGGAAUGAAUCGGUGAUGGUGACGAAUGUGACGUCACUGCUAAAGACUGUCAAGGCAGUGGAGGACGAACACACGCGCGGCACCCGGGCUCUCGAGUCCACCAUUGAAGCUAUCUCGCAAGAGAUUGAGGUCCUAAUGUCGCCGGCGGCUCCGAAAUCAACGGCGUCAGUAGAAGAGCUGAUGCGCUCCACCCGCCUGAUGACGGCUGCAACCGCCCGAGCGGUGGCCGCAUCCGGCCAAGACCAGCUCACUGCUGCCGCUAACCUCGGAAGAAGAACCGUCUUGGAUAUGCUGGCUGCAGCCAAGGGAGCAGCGCAUUCAGCGGAGACCGAGGAACUGAAAAUCCGCACGCUGGAGACCACGCGAGUGGCCGCGGAGGCCUACCGCUCCCUGCUCAUAUCCCUCCUCAACGCGCCAGCCUCGAGGAGCCAGCUGCCCGAGCUCUCCCGGAGGGUGGCGCAAGCCGUGGCGGACAUGCUGGCGGUAGCUGAGCUGCUUAAAGGCUCAGAAUGGGUGGAUCCGGCGGACCCCACGGUGAUCGCUGAACAGGAGCUCCUGGGCGCCGCUGCCUCCAUCGACGCCGCGGCACGGAAGUUGGAUGCCCUGCGACCGCGCGUGCCUAAAACACAGGAAACGGAUGAGAACAUGAACUUUGAUGAGAUGAUCCUGGAGGCUGCGAAGUCGAUCAUCGCCGCCACGUCCGCGCUCGUCAGGGCGGCUUCCGCUGCCCAGAGGGAACUCAUAGACCAGGGAAAAGUGGCGCGCCGCCCCACUUCGUCCUCGGACGACGGGCAGUGGUCGGAGGGGCUGGUGUCGGCGGCGCGGCUGGUGGCUGCGGCCGCGCACGCCUUGGUGGAGGCUGCCAACGCGCUGGUGCAGGGAGCGGCCUCCGAGGAGAGGCUGAUCUCCAGCGCCAGGCAGGUCGCCUCCAGCACCGCCCAGCUGCUGGUGGCUUGCAAGGUGAAAGCCGACCCAAGUUCCGAGUCCACCCGUCGUCUCCAAGCAGCCGGGGCCGAAGUCAUUCGGUCCACGGACAAUCUUGUCCGUGCGGCGCGCGAUGCCAUACACUGUGAUGACGAGAGGAGUCUUGUACUCAAUCGACGCAUGGUGGGCGGAAUUGCACAGGAGAUUGAUGCUAGGUCCGAAGUGCUCCGCAUAGAGAAGGAGCUCGAGGAAGCGCGCGGCAGGCUCACGGCCAUCCGCCAGGCCAAGUACAAGCUGCGCGACACGUCCGGCGCGUCCGGCGACGAGACGGACACUGACCAUCCCGGGUACUCCAGCGACGCGUCGCACACCCCCACGCCGCACAGAUUCAAAGCGCCGACGAGCAGCUUCGCGAACACCACCUACAACCCAAACAGCACCUUCACCACCCAAAACACCACCCAGAACACAACUCAAAACACCACUUUCAACACCACACAAAACAUGAGCCAGCACGUCUCGAACCUGUCCCAAUCCGUCCACGGGACGCCAACCUCGCCUGGUUACAAUCAAAAUGGAUACGGCCGCGAUGAGAAAAUCCAAAGCCCGUCGUUCUCAAGCUUUCGACCUCUGGACGAAACCCCGAAACAGAGCUACGAAGGGUUUACUACACGGACAAGCAUGACGGAGGAAACGGUUGUCGUCAAGUCGUUGCGAUUGCCCGAGGUUCGCACAGCGUACUUGGUAACGGAGGAGGGUGGCACUGAGAAGAUCUCCUAUCGGAGGGAAAAGCCGCCGCCACCGCCGCCCCGCAGGAUAUCGCUACUAAACUACGAAACCCGAUUAUACGACACUCCGCGACCAAUCAACGAAUACUACACGCAGUCAUCGAAAACCGAUGAACAGCGUCAUUUCGAGACAUCCUCAUCGUAUAAAGACCAGAAAUAUGGUUACGAUGCCCCUAAAGCACCUCCGAUGAGCCCAAAGUUCAAUGCUAGAGAUCUGAAAUUCGAUGAGAAACCUGAACCGAUAUAUUCUACGCUCAAAAAACCAUUUGACGGUGUCGGCCAGACGUUCACAGAACACCAGAAAUCAUCCGAAGCAAUUCCAGGAGGAACUAAACAGUCCGAAUUCACCAUUAAGAGCGAGUCGUACCAGUCGUACCCGAAAACAGAGUUUUUUAAAACUGAAACUCGUCAAGAAACUAAAUCGCCUUUCGCGACUUCAACUCCAUCUAAAACUCAGACAGAUUUUGUAGAUUUCUCUAAGAAUAUGGAUAUGGUGAAAGCGGUUACUCCUGAAUACGAAAGGAUUGCGUCCCCAUAUGGCAAAGACGUCAAUAGUUUCGGUGGACCAAACUUCUUUGAGGAAACUACCACGGAAGUCAAAGAAAUACCGAAUGGCACCCAAAAGAUAACCAAAACUACGAUAUACAGCUCCUCCCCAGUUAAUCUAACGACUACGAAUACUAAAUACGAACCCAUAAAACUUGAAGGAAUCGAUGAGUUAUCAAAAUUCGACAACGACUCUCGCUACAGCACAUUAGACUCUCGUUUUAAUACGUUAGAGUCGAAAAUGAGUUCCGACACAAGUAGAUCCUUUAUGAGACCAUCUGACUUCCAAACAUCCGACUACCAAGCGACCACGAGCGUAACCAAAGUAAAAAAACCGUCUGAACUAAUCAAAGAAAUCGAUUCGAUGGACAAGAAGUUCUCUAAACAAUCUAUAACGUCCGAAACAAUUGAGAAGAAAUCAAUUAUGACCAGUUCACAUAAAUCGGAGAGCAGUUCGACAGUUACCAAGAAAUUUGGAAAUUUUUAAAGGUUUGAUCCUUGCUUGCUUUUUUAGGUUAUGUUUUGCUUGAUGUUGUGUUUGAGUAGAUCUGUUUAUUUAGCGGACUGUACUAUUGGAUUAAGGUGGAAACAUACGUGUAACAUAUGAAUCUCCUUUAAUGUUGUCCCAAAUUAUGUGUCAUCCUCGCUUGUUUGUCUCCCCAGCCCGCAACGCCGAGCUGUCACCCUAAGUUUGGUACCUAUUAAAUAUUAUCCGAUAAAGCGUGGAAAAGUAUUUAAAAAGUAAUUUAUUCUGUGGCAGUUUCAUUAUUGACUAAUUUUAUUCCUUGACUUUGUCUUUGUUUUAAAUCGUAAGCUGCCUCUUUUCGGUUGAUUAAUUCUAUAACAAUUUGAACUGCUCCGUUGCUCCUUGUAGAAGGCUCGAUCGAAAUAUAUUCUAUUGCAUUUAAUGUUAUAUUAUAGUUUGAUUGGAUUUAUUAUUGUUUUUGGAAGUUUCUUAUAAUUCUCAUCAUGUAGUCUGUGGAGGCGAAAGCGGGGCAUUGCGGACUUGGCUGCGUGUUUGUUAAACAAACUCGAUACAAUAGGGUUGUUAUAGCGACCCCUUAAACAAGCUUCACAGGAGUUAGAUAUCUUUACUCUUAUUAAACUAAAAGUAUGUUAAAUGUAUGUUUGUCCUCGAAUGUAGUUGGUGUACUGUGCCUGCGUUUUUUUGAUUUUUUAUUGAGUUUUUUACUUGUGAGUUUGCAAAUUAGCUUUAAAAUCCGAUUAAUAAAAUAGGCUUAGGAUAAUCGAAGGUGCUGUUAGUCUAAAAGUAUAAAAUUUAGUGCCUAAAUCUGAAAACAGUGGUUAGAAGAGUGUUUUAAAAAGUGUAUUAAAAAAUAUAUAUGUAAAAUUUUAGACAAAUAUUUAUUCCUUUUUAUAAUGUUAUACAACUAGGUCGCAUUAUUAAUUCAUAAACCGUCUUAAGACAUCGGUCUUGCAAUGAUUUAAAGUAUAAUACUUUCUAAAUAUUUAUUGUUGAUUAUAUUUCUCCUGCUUUCGUAUUUAGUAACUUUAGUGACGGGUUACCGGGCGGUCUUCAUGUAAUGCUGUUUUAUUAAAAAAACGCAUUCGACGUAGAAUGGAAAGAUAUCCCAUACAACAAAUGUACUCGUAGUUUUUGUUGAAAAGUAGAUGUUCUUUGUAGCAUAAUCCAAUAAUUACGUUUGUUUUAUUAAAAGAUUAAACACACUAUCGUAUUUCACAGAUUAUUUCAUGGUUUUUUGAUUUCCUUUUUUUAUUUCUCUUGCAAACAAUUUUUUGUGUGUUUAUUCAGUUUUCCAAUGAUGACCAUUGUAUGUCAGCAUCGGCUAAGGUCUCAAAUUUGGCAUGAAGAUGCCCAGUUAGCAACUUGCUGCAAAGUUAUAGAAUACGUGGGCAGGCCUUGAAUUCACAAAGUGCUAACUAAUCCCCUGAGGAACCUUAUUUAUAAAUGACUUUUUAAUGAAAUAUAUAAUGUUCAUAUAAAGUAAAAUACAAAAAAUAUAUAUAAAUGAUUUUUUAGCAAACAGAGUUUUGAAAUAAAUUACUGGUGCUUAAUUAUAAUGAAAAAAAAUAUAUAUAUUCAAACUGUGCCUAAAAGCCGCGUGUGCCGCCAAAUUUAAAUAAAAAAAGAUGCUCUAUUCACUUAGAAACUUCCAACUAUAAAUUUUAUACCACAAAUUAUAGAUACAAAUUAAAAUCUAUACAAUAUACCUAAUUAUAAUUAGUGUCUUUAUAUAUCCUCUUAGAACUGUGGUAAUAAUGAGAUACACAAAUAAUAUUUCAAUUAUUCCUAGCGAGUGCUACAUUAAAUACAAACCUCUCAAUUUUGAGGCAAAACAUUGGCAGCAUUACCCCUUUUCAUGUACAAACCAAGCUGAUUCGUAGUAUUUCAGGAAGUUUGUAGUAUUAUUCAAUCAUUAGAUAUACCUAUUCCCAAUUUGACUGAAAUCAUCAAUCAAUCUUAUAAGGUUGGUAAUAUAUAGCCGUUUAUAUUUUAAUAAAUUAUCUAGAAUCUACUAGUUAAAACUGUUGCAAAAGAUACCACAAGAAAUUAUAAUGUUGGAAAUUUCUAAAUGAACGGAACAAUAUACGUUUUAUUAGUGCCUUUAAAUGAUGUAGGAUAUAUUAAAACAUUAUUCUAUGUAUUUUCUACUACCUCUUAUAUAUUAAAUAGAAGAAUGUAGAAUUUUGCAUUACGGCUCUUUGCAUCCAAGUUUUUGCAAGUUUUUUUUACAGUAUGAAUUUUCAAUCUUAAAUUAAUAAUUCAAAAUAAAACAUGUUUUUCUAGUACUCAUAACCUUAAAAACUUUUUGUUUUAUAAAAUAUUAUAUCUUUCUGUAGUUUGUAUUAUAGAUUAAAACUAGAAAAGUGCCAUAGACAAAGCCUUAUGUAUAAGUGUAAACAAAAUGUAUAAUGUACAUAAAUUAAAUACAUAAAACUAAAUUUAAUGUUAUUUACUGCUAGUUUGUAGUGAUGUUUGGUGCAAUUCUAAUAAUUAUUUUAACUCGAAAGAUUUUUAUCGACUAACUUGAGUUUAUCUUUUUCGACUAAUCGACUAAGUAUAAUCAUGUAACAAAGGUUGCAUAAGCUUAUAAGAAAAAUAUAUUCAUUGUCAAACAGAUUUAUUUAAAAAAAAGCAGCUAUGAUGAUAUGAAAUCUAAGAAAAAACCGUAGUUUACGUCUAACAAUUGCUUAUGCAAUCUUUAAUUACUAAAAAUUAAAGCAUGUUUUAAAAGUAAUAUUUAUAUUAAUAACUAAGUAUUUUAGCGUUGCUAGUGUUCAGAAUAUAGCUUUUUUAUUGCAUUGGAAUAGAUACAAUAUUUUUGUUUUUUUUGUAGCAUAGAGACAACAACCGAAAUCUCGUCGCCUGAUUCGACAGAUUAUUUAAGAAAAAGUAUUUUUAUUUAACACACUUUUUAAUCAGGGCCCUUUUACAAGUAAUUUGCGUAACGUAAUAUAAAAAUAUGGUAUUUAAUAUUUAAUAUCGUAUGUAAUAGUUUAUUUAAUUUAAUAGAAGGGCUCUUUUUAAAACUUGAAGUAAAUUUUAUUUUUAAGUACUAAAGGUGCCUUUAAUCUGCAGGUUAUUUUUUUUAUAUUCUACAAGAGAAAAAUAUAUUUUUAAAAUAGUUUUAGAGUAGCGAUGCCCGCGUAAGCGAAUACGUCCACUGAAGGUAUUGAAACACCAAUUUAGUAGUUUGUAACAUUUAUGUAUAAUCUAUAACGGAUUAUACAUUAUUUGGCAGUUUUAACUUUAACUUGUGUCUUAGAUUAGGUUAAGUGAUUUAUAUGUCUUUUUAUUCGACGAUUUUGUUAUAAAGAAAUUGUGCGAUAAAUGUAUAACUUCGUAACGCAUUACUUAUAAACGGUGAUUAAAAAUGUAUGUAAUAUGUUACUGGUUACUUCGAUUAAUCAAAGUUUAUAAGUGAAGUCGAUGUGUAAUAUAAGCGCUUUAAUUAAAUGUGCUUAAAACCAUAUAAUUGUGUAUUGUAGUGUCAUAUUCUAAUAGUAACUAUAGUUGUGUAUCUUCUUUUGAUAUUUAUAUGAAAUCUAUUUUACCUGAGUAAAAUAGUAAAAUGGCUCGAUUUUUCAGUGUUAAAAUUACAAAUCAAUUUAUUAUUAAUAAAUCAUUUGACUUUCAAUUUUGUAUGUGAGAAAUGUAUUGUGAAUUUUCUUUUAAUUCUAUUUAUUAACAAAGUUAACACUUGGUAGUUUUUUAUUUGUGGUGUCUACUACGACAGAAAAAAGUGAUAGUGACAAAAUUUCGUUUUUUUUUUUUUUUAAUUAAAUUAAAAUCGAGUCAUUACAAUAACAAUUGUACCUUAGAAUAAUCUAAAAUUUAAUCAUACCCUUUAAUCUCAGUAUCAAUAUGGAAGCCAAAUGAAUUUUUACUAAUUCUUUGUUUUGGUAAUAAUUUAAUCGGUUUGAAUUAUUUUGUGCACUAAAUAUUAUUAUCUAUUGAUUUGUUACUAUUAUUUUGAGAUUUUAUUCUUGGUGUAUAACAAGACAUGUUCGUAUGAAGUCGGUAGCUGGCUUAUGUUCGAGCCGGGCAUUGUAUAACUUACAUCGAUUUAAUAAACUGUAACUAAUUAAA